Bombus impatiens (common eastern bumble bee) is the source of this 1283-nucleotide messenger RNA. It is a transcript of the gene ytr, whose product is annotated as U4/U6.U5 small nuclear ribonucleoprotein 27 kDa protein. The record is from RefSeq and is a predicted model, not a curated record. NCBI's taxonomy places the organism in Eukaryota, Metazoa, Arthropoda, Insecta, Hymenoptera, Apidae. Bases 323 to 796 code for a protein of 157 amino acids. Gene Ontology annotation, cellular component: precatalytic spliceosome. The transcript has 4 exons. Gene Ontology annotation, biological process: RNA splicing.
ACUAUAUUAUGUACGAAUACAAACGUGACAAUAAAUGUCGAUGAGUCGUCGGCUAUAAAGUACAUCACGAAGCAUAACACUAUCUUUUGCUGUACAUAUUAAGAGAUCAUUUACACCACAAGAUACUAUUGUUAUAUUAUAACUGAAGAUCUUAUUUACUAUUAUUCUGUGAAUGAUAUGAGCAUACCAAAUAUAGAUAUUAUAUAGUUAUGUAGCAUAAUACUACAACUGUGUUAGACAUAACCUAAUAUGAUUCAAUUUAUGUAAACAUAACCUCUUCAUUCUAUCAAUUAUAUAUUCGAUAUAAAAACUAAUACGAAGUAUGGGACGUAGUCGUACACCUUCACCAGGAAGAAGAAGAGAUCGGUCUCGAGAUCGUGAUCGAGAACGCGAACGAGAUAGAGAUCGAAGAAGAAGACGUUCUCGUGAAAGAAGAAGAAGGUCCGUUGAACGAGAUCGAGUAAAGUCGAGGGAUAGAGAAAGAGAUCGUGAUCGUGAACGGGACAGACAUAGACGUUCGUAUAGCAGAUCUAGAUCAAGAGAAAGGGACAGACCUAAACCCAAAUUAAAACCCACAACAGAACGUCCUGUGAUUACAGAGGCUGAUCUUCAAGGAAAAACACCAGAGGAACAAGAAAUGAUGAGAAUAAUGGGCUUUUGUGGUUUUGACACUACUAAAGGCAAAAAAGUUGAAGGGAACGAUGUAGGAGCCGUACAUGUUAUUCUUAAACGAAAGUAUAGACAAUACAUGAACAGAAAAGGAGGAUUCAAUAGACCAUUGGAUUUUGUAGCAUAAAAAUUAUAAAUGUGAUGAUUCCAUAAAAUUCUUUACCAUUGAUAGAGAUUCCUUAACCUGUGCAAGUUCUAUUGUUUUCAUAAAUCUAAUCAGAAUAAUAAGACAUAUAAAUAGUACAAAAAAUAGUUUAUACAAAUGAAAAUAUAAGUAGACAAAACAAGUGAUAUAAGUUGACAAAGAUAGAUCCGUAAAAUUUUUCAUUUUAAAAUUUAUUAAACAAUUUUUAUAUAAAAAUAUUUAAAAUACAAGCUUUUUUAUAAUAAGACAGUAUUAAAUAUUAAUAAUGUUUCAAUCAUCCACCCUGAGUCGUUUGCUUUGAGAUGUAUCAUCGUCACUAUUGCUGUCACAAUCAUUCAUAUUCGAUGUUUCACUCUCAGGGUUUUCUGGAGCUUGUGUAUUGAGCUAUAAAGUUUAGACAUAUUCUAGAAUUAUUACAGUACAGACAAUUUUGUGAAAAAUAAUGUAUAAUGCAAUAUCUUUUCUUUUA